AGUUUCCUGGAGGUGAAAGUUUAGGCCGGGCCUGAACCAAGUUGAUUGUGAUGAUUUGCAGGAGUGGAAGCUGCCUUCUAAUUUAGGAGAUAAACAUCUGCCCUGAUUUAAAGGUGGGAAGGGCCCGGAGGAUGGGAGCCUAUCCAAUGGUUCAUUUGGGAAAAGACCGAUUUUGAGGAUUUAAAGAUGUUUGUCAUUCAGGUCCCUCCGCACAAAUCAUUAGCAACUGUUGCGUCUAAGGAAUUCUGAUGAAACACUGUAUUUGACCAGAGUUUAUACCUCAAGAAAUUUUGAGGGAAGAGAAGUUUAGGAUGUACACUUGAAAUGUGAAAGCCGGACAGUUUCCAGGUGUUUCAAGCAUUGUGAACAGAGGCGUAUUUGGACUAUGUGUUUCUCAAGCUGGACUGAGUCAAUGUGAACAAUGGAUAAGUGCAGACACAUCGGGCAGCUGCGGCUUUCUCAGGACCAUUCCACCCUCAAUCCUCAGAAGUGGCAUUGUGUGGACUGCAAUACUACUGAGUCAAUCUGGGCUUGCCUCAGCUGUCCCCACGUGGCUUGUGGAAGAUACAUCGAAGAGCAUGCACUCAGGCACUUUGAGGAAAGCAGUCAUCCUGUUGCACUGGAGGUGAAUGAGAUGAAUGUUUUUUGCUAUCUUUGUGAUGAUUAUGUUCUUAACGAUAAUGCAGCUGGAGACCUGAAGUUACUACGAAGUACAUUAAGUGCAAUCAAAAGCCAAAACCACCACUGCACCACUCGUAGUAGAAGGAUUUUACGGCCCACGGGUCCAAGUGAUGACUCUCUGUUCUCACGCGAUGGUGCUCCGUCUCCGCUUCAGAAUGAUCUAAUGUACACUGCUCUUUGCCACAGGAGGAGGAGGCUGAUGGGCAAAAUCUUUCGAAUUUGGUUUGAGCAAUCACCCACUAGAAGAAGAAAGCAAGAAGAACAAUUGCAGGAAAAAAUAGUGCCAAAAAGAGAAGUGAAGAAAAGACGGCAAGAAUUAGAGCAUCAGGUUAAAGUAGAAUUGGAAAGUGUGCCUCCGAGAAAGAGUUUACGUUUGCAAGGUGUCGCUCAGUCCACCACGGUAGAAAUAGUUCCUGUUCAAGGACCACCACAGAAUCCAUCAUCACCAGCAAAACAUAAAGUGCUACCUACCUCGGAAGAUGGAACAUUUAAAAAAGUCAGAGACUCCUCAGUUAACAGAAGGCCAGAAGUAACUCCUGGUGUAACAGGAUUGAGAAAUUUGGGGAACACUUGCUAUAUGAAUUCUGUUCUUCAAGUGUUGAGUCACUUACUUAUUUUUCGACAAUGUUUUUUAAAGCUUGAUCUGAACCAAUGGCUGGCUGUGACUACCAGCGAUAAGACCAGAUCUUAUAAGCAUCCCGCCGUAACAGAUACAGUAGCACAUCAAAUGAAUGAAUGCCAGGAAAAGGAUAUAGGCUAUGUUCGCUCCAGACAUCCAAGUUUAUCAUCAGGAUUAAGUGGCGGAGCAUCAAAAAGUCGAAAGAUGGAACUUAUUCAAGCUAGGGAGCCAAGUUCACAAUACAUUUCUCUUUGUCAUGAAUUACAUACUUUGUUCCAAGUCAUGUGGUCUGGAAAGUGGGCCUUGGUCUCACCGUUCGCUAUGUUACACUCAGUGUGGAGACUCAUUCCUGCUUUUCGUGGUUAUGCCCAACAGGAUGCUCAGGAAUUUCUUUGUGAACUUUUAGAUAAAAUACAACAUGAACUGGAGACAACUGGCACCAGCUUACCAGCUCUUAUCCCCACAUCCCAAAGAAAACUUAUCAAGCAAGUUCUGAAUGUUGUGAAUAACAUAUUUCAUGGACAACUUCUUAGUCAGGUUACAUGUCUUGCAUGUGACAACAAAUCAAAUACCAUAGAACCUUUCUGGGACUUGUCACUGGAAUUUCCAGAAAGAUACCAGUGCAAUGGAAAGGAUAAUGCUUCCCAGCCAUGUCUAGUUACUGAAAUGUUGGCCAAAUUUACAGAAACCGAAGUAUUAGAAGGAAAAGUCUACGUAUGUGACCAGUGUAACUCAAAGCGUAGAAGGUUUUCCCCAAAACCAGUUGUACUCACAGAGGCCCAGAAGCAGCUGAUGAUCUGCCACCUGCCUCAGGUGCUCAGGCUGCAUCUCAAGCGGUUCAGGUGGUCAGGACGUAAUAACCGAGAGAAGAUUGGUGUUCAUGUUGGCUUUGAGGAAAUCUUAAACAUGGAGCCCUAUUGCUGCAGGGAGACCUUGAAAUCCCUCAGACCAGAAUGCUUUAUCUAUGAUUUAUCUGCUGUAGUGAUGCACCAUGGGAAAGGAUUUGGCUCAGGACACUACACUGCCUACUGCUAUAAUUCUGAAGGAGGAUUCUGGGUACACUGCAAUGAUUCCAAGCUAAGCAUGUGCACUAUGGAUGAAGUAUGCAAGGCCCAAGCUUAUAUCUUGUUUUAUACCCAGCGAGUUACUGAGAAUGGAAAUUCUAAACUUUUGGCUCCAGAGCUCCUGUCUAGUAGCCAGCAUUCCUAUGAAGAUGCUGAUACCUCUUCUAAUGAAAUCUUUAGCUGAUCCAGACAGUGGGGCUUUCUUCCUGGGAUUUGUAUAUACUUUGAAGGGUUGACUUAUGAGCUUCCUUGCUUUUUUUCUUAUGAAUCAGCGUACACUACAUUUUACACAUUUUGUAUCGAACCAAAAAAAAAAUCUUAAAAAAUAUAUGUAUCAACUGUGGGUAAUUAUUUUCAAGUAUUUUGGAAUUUUAAACUUUUUAAUGUUUACCUCGGACUAGUUUUACCUCAUAUCUUGAUGUCUUAAUUGGCUCAGAUCAUGAAUUUGUGCAAUCUUUAAGAAAUUCAGGUGGCAUCAUUUAUCUUUUGUAGCUAUUUUCUAUACAAAUUCUCAUAUCUUAAUAAAUGGAAAAUUAAACACUUUCUUCAAGGCUUAACCAAAAAUGGAGGAGGGUGGAUUUUAGGCCAUUUGUCCCUUGAGGGGAGUUACGUAUUCAAAGUGAAAUAUGAAGGUACCAUCUAAGACUCAUCAAUCAUACUGCUUGAUAUCCUGAGGUUUUAUUGGAGACACAGGGCUCGAGAUAGACAUUACUUUGCUUAAUGGAACUUUUGUUAUUUUAAUAAUUGUUUGACAGUCAAAAUGUAAAUAAAAAUGGCAAUUUUACAGAUAGUAUAUUUAAAUGAACUUUGGAACCAUGGACACAAAAAAUGAUGGCUGGGACUUAUGAUGAUUUGGCAGCAAAUAGGUUCUUUAAAAUAAAGCAGUUUCUAACAAAAAAGUUGUAUUGAGCAAACCAGUAUAUUAUGUUUUGCAGGUAUACUUUAUCUUGGGUAUGAUUUCAUUUUACACCUUUGGUAACAUUAGCUCUUAAAAAGCUUUGUGUAGCUAGAGAUUUUUAGUUCAAAGACUAAAUCUUGAAAAAAUUGCAUAGGGCAGGUAACUGUUUAAAACUGGCAACUGGGCUAUUUGUCUAGCAUCUCAUCUUUCUAAAUAACUGAAAUCUGGACUUUUCUACUGGCUAGAAUUAUGUGAUGAGGAGCCUCUGAGAUAAACACCGGGCCCAGGAAUUUAAAGCACCAAAAUCAUCUAAAUUCGUUUUUAUCAGAAAUGUACUGAGAUAUUUUUGUUCUUUAAUCUUCCUAGACCUCCUUGAGGUCCUGUUACAAGUUAGGGGAGAAUCCACUAACCUGUACAGCUGAGUGACAGCAGCUUGAGCUCAGUCACUGAAGAUCGUUUAUCCUCGUGCUUAUUUGCAGAUCCGUAAGUAUCAACUUGAAAGGGACAUCUACUAGCUAGUUUUUCUUUAAUUUCAGGAAACAGGUCAUACAGGGCAGAUGACAGUGAAAUACAAUGAGGAUUUAUCAUUGAAUAGACAAAUUAUUUGUGCCAAAAAUAACCAUUAAAUGGCUAAAUUUAGAACUGUUCGCUUACCAAGCUCCUUUCUAAGUUGUUACCUCGAUUGUUACACACUUACACCUCAUUAAAGAUUUAUGUGGUCAA
Oryctolagus cuniculus (rabbit) is the source of this 3985-nucleotide messenger RNA. The record is from RefSeq and is a predicted model, not a curated record. Lineage: Eukaryota; Metazoa; Chordata; Mammalia; Lagomorpha; Leporidae.